AUGAUUAACGAACAAGCCAAUGAGAACUUAGUUCACGUGACUACUACGAUGUCAAGUAUGUCUCAAAAUGAUAACGCUAAUAUUAGCACACAACAAAUGACUCCAAGACAACUCGUCCAAGAUCACCAAAUAUUGUCCAACAACUCACAAGAAGAUAUCAACUCACAAGAUGUUAUCUCGAAUUUCUUUUACAAACCACCCAAUGAUUAUCAAAUUUACGAUAUUAGUUAUAGGGAAAUAUCGAUAUCUUUUGAACUUGUAUCUGAACUCUUGGGCAAUAAUAAUAAUAGUUCAGUUCAAAAUAAUGUUCAACAAAAUAAUUUGCAUGAAUUUUAUUUUCUCAAGAUUGAAGAAAAAAAAUGUUAUAAAGUCACUUGUGUAUUAAUCCCACAUUCGUCAAUCGUUGAAUAUUUAAAUAAAAAUAUUCAUGGAGUUGAAUUUAAUCAUGAAGAACAACAGCAAGAAAUAUAUGUUGAAUUUUCUACGGAACUCAAAGAAAAUCUUGAAUAUUAUUUGAAACAAUUCCUUGCAUCGAAAUAA
Rhizophagus irregularis DAOM 181602=DAOM 197198 is the source of this 540-nucleotide messenger RNA. RefSeq lists its product as uncharacterized. NCBI's taxonomy places the organism in Eukaryota, Fungi, Glomeromycota, Glomeromycetes, Glomerales, Glomeraceae. The record is from RefSeq and is a predicted model, not a curated record.